CCUCUCCCUAAUAACUUAAAUUAUUAUAUUCUCUUUUCAUAAUUUCAUAAGUAAUCAAAUUAAAUUUUAUUAACAUAAAUUAUAAUACGAAAAUCACGAUCAGUGGAACGUGAUGAAAAUGUCACAAUUAAACUAUCAAAGUUCAAACGAACUACGUGGACUUUGAUCCCGUCUAACGGGUACGUAGGCAACCGAUAAGGUUCGAGUCCAACUAACCAAUUAACUUUAUAUUUUAAAUUUUUAUGUCAGUAAGCGUAUGAUCAAAUUACAACUAAUACGAUUUAAUCUCUUUAGUGGUCUGGUAAGACCCUAAAAAUACCUAAAAAACCUAAUGAUAAAUUAAUACGAUAAAAUCAUUAAAUGGUCCAGUGGGACCCUAAAAUAACAAAAACAUUACUAAAAAUACACCCUGAGUGGUAAGCACAGUGUUGAUCUGACCUGUACCAAUUUGGAUAUGGAGGUUUCAUUGGCUCACAUGGUAUUGGGGAAAUUAGGUGAGUCUGAAUUAGUAAACUAAUCAGUAAACUCUAUCUUUUAAUUUAAUUGAAUGCAAGGGACGGUUGCGACAGUUGGCGACUCCGCUGGGGACUUCGAGAGUCGAGCUACAUAAUUAAGUUCGAUAAGUUUUCUAUUUUCCUAUCAAAUGUUGGGUGUUUACUUUCUUAUUUGCGCAAUUAUAUUUUCGCAAUUUAAUUCUGCAUUCAUGCAUAAAAGCUCUAUACCCGAGCUAUCCUAUUAGAAACGGAAAAGGAGUACCGUGACUUUCACAGUGGUGGUAGUCACGCAAAACUUUCCAACCAAGUUGAACUCAGAUCCGAGGAUGAUCUUGAGGUAUCCAACCAGUUCGUAAGGGCUAUGGUAGGAUACAACUUGGGAGCCAAAUCCUUAGGAAUUCCUCUGCCAGCAUAUAGUAAGCAUCGAGGCCUCCCUAAACCGUCCAAAAUAAUCCCUAAACAACCCUAGAACCGCGUCAUUAUGCCCUCUGAAAGCCCUAAGUUUUUCCCAAAUAGGGUUAUGUUCUUAUUAUCUAUAUGUAUGUUUUCUACUGACGUGAUAAUUUGUGGUAUGUUUUACCAAUCGCGAUAUAUUUAUUUGUGAGAACAAUGUGAAUUUUUCUUUUCUUCUUUUUAAAAAAAAAAAGAAACUCAUAAGCAUCAUUUUGGGUUUACGCUUAUGCAUUCAAAAUAAAUCAUGUGGACAUUUUCAAAAUGCACGUGCAUCCAAUGGAUCAUCUGUGCAUCUGUGCAUCGCAUAAGCAUCAUACAUACUCUCCAUCGUUCAUUCAAGUCAAUUUAAUAAAAGUAAUUGGUCAGGGUUCCUUAAAAUUGCUCGUCCACAAGGAAAAAAUCAAGACUUCAAGUACUUAACUAGAUCCAAGCUCGAGGUCGUCAUGGAUGCAUUUCAAAAAGAGUUGAACGACAUCAAAGGAAAGCUGACCGGGUUUGACGAGAAGCUAGUGGGGUUCGAUGAGAAACUAACGGGCUUCGAUGAGAUGAAAAGCCAGCUCAACACAAUAGUGAGCAUAUUGUCCAGAAAAGGGAAGGAGGUUGCAACGAACGAGGAAGAAAUCGUAUUUGACGACGACGAUCACUAUGAGCAACCUCAGGGAAACGUCUCAGGUAGUAAAUUCAUUCUCAUACCUUCGAAGAACACAGGUGAAAAAGGUGAUAUUGGGUCAUCAAAGCAUGACAAAUCUGGAGAACCCGAGAAGCAAGAGGAACAUAAAAUUGAAGCUAUGCUAGAAGAAAGAUUAGAACACAUGAAUGAACGAAUAAGAAGCAUAGAAGGAGUUGAGUCGUACGAGCCUAUGGAUGCAUCAAAACUAUGUCUAGUCCCAGAUGUCGUGAUUCCUCACAAAUUUCAAAUGCCAGAAUUUGAAAGAUACAAUGGCACCACUUGCCCAAAAAGUCAUCUGGUCAUGUACUGUAACAAAAUGGCCAACCAUAUUCGAGAUGAAAGGCUAAUGGUACAUUGCUUCCAAAACAGCCUGAGUAGUUCUGCCCUACGAUGGUAUAUGCAACUAGAGAAAACAAAAGUGAGAAGAUGGCAAGACCUCGCUGAUGCAUUUAUGAGGCAUUACAAGCAUAACCAGGAUCUGGCUCCAGACCGAGAAGAUCUGAGGAAUAUGGAAAAGAAUGAGAAAGAGUCUUUCAGAGAAUAUGCUCAAAGGUGGAGAGAGAAAGCUGCAGAUGUUCAACCUCCUCUGUCAGAAAAAGAGAUGGUGUCAAUCUUCUUCGGAACACUAAGGGCUCCAUACUACAACAACAUGGUCGGAAUUACCACAACCAACUUUGCGGAUCUGCUUGUAAUCGGAGAGCGAAUAGAAAAGGGUUUGAAGCAAGGUCGGAUGGAAACCCCAGAAGCCUCUAAGAAACCACACCAAGCCCGAAGAGGAGAAGCAGAUGUCCAUUAUGCUCAAACAGAAUUACCCAGAGGAAGAAGGUGGGAUCAUCAACCUCAAGCCAAUCAAGCCCAUCCAUGUGUUGCAAAUGCUGCAAUAAUUAAUCAACGUCCAAAUUUUCCUACUCAACGAGCCAUCCAGAGCCCGACACGAGUCGCACCACCACCAAAUAACCAAAACCAGAAUAAUUAUGAGAGGUUCAGGAAACCCAUCCAAAUCGAUCCUAUUCCUAUCACAUACACUGAACUUUUUCCUCAGCUAAUUCAAGGUAACCUAAUCUCCCCAAUACCAUGUGAACCUAUGAAACCUCCUUAUCCAAACUGGUUCAAAACAGACCAGCAUUGUGCUUACCACUCGGGAGUAGCAGGACACUCAACUGAGGAUUGCAGAUCGCUCAAGAUCAAGGUCCAACAAAUUAUGAAUACUGGCUGGUUAAAGUUUGAUGAUGAGCCAAAGCGUCCGGAUGUCAACAAUAACCCACUGCCAACUCAUGGGAAUUAGUAGAUAUACUACAAGGCAAAGCUCGAUUUAAGGAUGAUGUUGAUCCUACCUAGUAAAUAAAAUAUCGAGAUAAUUUGCUUUAGCAAAAUAUGUAUCACUUCUGCUUUUAUCAUAAUAAAUAAAAGGUCUUCCAUGUUUCGACCUCUUUGGAGCAUUGUGUGACCACUAUCGAUCUAAAUUUAAGAGUUUGCAUCAAUGUUUUUAUCAAAAUCAUGAAUGCCACUUCGGAUCCUUUUCUUUUUAAAACGGAUUUAUCUUCUACAAAAAUGAAAGCCAUCAAAAUCCAGUUUUAUUUUCAAGCUAAGCCAUGAGAUUGUCAUGCCAAGAAAAUGUGAGCACCCCACUGGUGCUGAGAUUUGGGACACUCCACUGGCGUCGAGCAAUUAUCAACACCAUGCUACUGUCCUAAUUUUGAACACCCACUGGUGUUACGAGUGUACUUGUUUUGCUAAAAUCGAGAGGUGAACACCCUACUGGUGUCCAUGAAUUAUGUGAGCUAAUAGUCAAAGGGUGUAAUGAGUAUACGACAUCAUGCUAUUUGUAGAAACUCGUCACCAUUGUAGUAGACUUUUGCCAACAAAUUGAGGUUUAGUUUGCGUGAAGUCAAAUAGCCAAAUCCCGAUGCACGGGGAGCCUAACAUUACUAUCAUAGCAAGUAAAUCCUCACAGAGUCUCUUGACUAGAAUAUCGAGGAAGAUCAAGGACAUAAUUUAUCAUGCAAAGGAUUCACACGCAGGAAGUAGUCAUGUCCUCGAUUCAGGAGCUUACAUCCUUAUAAGCGGAAAGCGUCCAUUAAACUCACACGUCAAAGUCUAAUUGUGAGGUAUUUGCGCAAUACUGGCAAGCAAACGGUGUCCGCAUCCCCACUUUUACCAAAAAUACCCACUAGUUAUUGAGAAGUGGCACUCACAUCAUCAAUCAUCAAGAAGACACUCUACCUUUCGAUAAUCGUCCUACCAAUUGAAAUUGCUAGAUCAGGGAAAAUGUGAAACUUAUAUGGGGGCAUGACAGAGUCAAGUAAGUCCCACACGCAAAAAAAAAAAAAAAGAGCAAAGAGCAAAGAAAAAAAAGACAAAAGAAAAACAAACAAAGUGUCAUGGGACUUACAAUCUGGGUGCCCCCGGUUUAGCAUUUGAAGUACCAAAUACCUGCACCAAGCCAAAGUCUUGCCCGAUCAAUCUCAAAUACAACAAGAAGGACCUUCAAACAGUAAACUGUGAUGAUAAGAAAGUCGUUCUAGCCAAAACCCAUCAUCCAAGGUACUCAUCAUUUUGAGAGAAAGCCAGAAGCUGAAAAUCCACAACAUUCAACAUUUAGAGGCCAAACAAGGACCUCGACAAGUCUCAAGCCAGAUUGCAUUCACGAAAAUCACAGCCUCGGCUAGUGAAAAAUACUGGGGGGCAAAUCCAGCUGAGAAUACAUUCUGAGAAAAUCCACCAGUAUUUUCGAACAAGACUUUGUCAGCAAAAAGAUCCAGAUAAUAAGUGGUUCUUAAUCCAUCAAGUCAAUCCCAUACUUUGGGGGCAAAUCCAAAAUCCCUCUACAAGAAGCUUUAUUCAGAUAUUGUUGAUAAACUACACCUCAAGAACAAGGAGACUCGUAUCCUCAAAGUCAUAUCGGAUAAAGGCCUCUUUCAUGGGAAACUAAAAACGUCUGUGACGAAGCCAUAUGGAGGUCUCCUAAAUCAAUCAUACCAAGGGCUUCCAUAUUUGAGUAAAUCAUCACAAGGAACACAUUUGGCCACAACAUAAAGCCGACAUCUCAAGGUGACCAGAAUCUUAAUGGUAGCUGAAGUGUCGUACACUCAAAUCACCUAUAGGAAUGAGUGAUGAGCGAAAUCCAAAGCGGGAGUGAGAGCGAGCAAAAUCAAAAGCAAGAGUGAGAGCGAGGGCGUACUGAUAUUCUCAUGACUUGGCUUACAUUUCUCUUAGAAAACCAAAUUUGGCAACAUGACAACUACCACACAAAAACGGUUUUCUCCAAUUUGCACACACUUCUCAAAAGGCAAAGUCUUGACAUGGCUUUCAAUUUUAAUUCUCUAAUAAACGUUUUUCAAACAUUUUUGCUUUCGUCUUAAGUAAAGAUUGAUAUAGUCACUCUUUGUUCCGAAAAAUAGAAAGUGAGUAACGGAUCUUCGGGGGCAAAAUUGGUGCAUCAUGGAAGAAGGGGAAGUCUGAAUACCCAAGAAUCGGAUUAAUCAGCUUUUCACGCAUGAGUUGAUGGAAAAAUCUCAAGGAGUCUGAAAACAUUCAGAUCUCAUCAAGCCAACCAGCCAAUCUAUUAUGCUUCAAAUGCAUAGCAAGAAAGAAGUCCUAUUAUACCGCACUGACUGAUAAUUAUAUGACUCUGAAACAUGUGGCCCAUACCUGGCCGAGAAGAAGGAUGAAGAGCAUACAUCAUCACUUCACCAUACAAAGUAUAUCCUCACACAACUACCACCACAAAGAUAAAUUUCAAGAGAGCAAGCUGAAAGUCUCUCCAACCUAAGCAAAACCUGAGGAUCAAGUUAAACAAAAGGAAAUGGCAGUUCCUAGUAGAUGAGCAAUUUAAAGGAACCCCGAGCAAAAACAAAACAACAUAUUUGCAUACCAAUUGUUUAAUGCAUCAUACCAUCUUUAUCACUCAACAUUCAAGACUUCAUCAUGACAUAUCACACUAUCGUGUUCAAAUCAUUUCGAUACUCACUACAUAACAUCAUUAUACACCAAAGUGACUUGCUAUGCAUCACAAACAUCCCUAAAUUUCUUAAAUAUUUGUAUAAGAGCACGAGAAAACUUUUCAUGCGAAAUACCACUACGCACUUACAUAUUUUCUCAUUGUUCUAUUUGAUUUCUAUCAUAGACAAUUUGAGUACAAUAUCCUUUGCAAAAUUGUUAGUUUGAUCUUUAUCACUAACAUUUUCUCAUUGUUCUAUUUGAUUUCUAUCAUAGACAAUUUGAGUACAAUAUCCUUUACAAAAUUGUUAGUUUGAUCUUUAUCACUAACAUUUUCUCAUUGUUCUAUUUGAUUUCUAUCAUAGACAAUUUGAGUACAAUAUCCUUUACAAAAUUGUUAGUUUGAUCUUUAUCACUAACAUUUUCCUCAUUGUUCUAUUUGAUUUCUAUCAUAGACAAUUUGAGUACAAUAUCAUUUACCAAAUCGUUAGCUUGAUCUUUAUCGCUAACGCUUUCCUCAUUGUGCUAUUUGAUUUCUAUCAUAGACAAUUUGAGUAAAUCUCCUUACGAAAUUGUUAGUUUGAUAUUUAUCACUAACAUCUUCUCAUCGCUUGAUUCGAUUCUUAUAGCGAGCAAUUUGAGUACAAUGUCCCUUGCAAAAUUGUUAGUUUGAUCUUUAUCACUGACAUCUUCCUCAUUGUUUGAUUUGAUUUUUGUCACAAACAAUUUGAGUACAUCGUCCUUAUAAAAUGAUUAGCUUGAC
Molecule: messenger RNA, 6319 nt
Organism: Linum trigynum
Lineage: Eukaryota; Viridiplantae; Streptophyta; Magnoliopsida; Malpighiales; Linaceae
Source: the annotation of a GenBank genome assembly